This is a messenger RNA of Lucilia cuprina (Australian sheep blowfly), 357 nucleotides long. RefSeq names its product homeobox protein goosecoid. Gene Ontology annotation, biological process: regulation of transcription by RNA polymerase II. Bases 1 to 357 code for a protein of 118 amino acids. Gene Ontology annotation, molecular function: DNA-binding transcription factor activity, RNA polymerase II-specific; RNA polymerase II transcription regulatory region sequence-specific DNA binding. Lineage: Eukaryota; Metazoa; Arthropoda; Insecta; Diptera; Calliphoridae. The record is from RefSeq and is a predicted model, not a curated record. The transcript is spliced from 3 exons.
AUGGAAUUUGCUUAUCCCAAUUUCUAUCCCAAUUAUAUGCAUGCCGCCGCUGUUGCUCAUGUAGCAGCCGCACAAAUGCAAGCUCAUGUUAGUGGUCACAGUUCCAGCCUCAAUCAUAAUCAUGGUCAUGCUCAUCAUUUACAUCAUGGCCAUCAUGGUCAUCAUAUGGCAGGACAUUUGGGUCAUGGACCACCGCCAAAAAGAAAGCGUCGUCAUCGUACAAUUUUCACCGAAGAACAAUUGGAACAAUUGGAGGCGACUUUCGAAAAGACACACUAUCCUGAUGUAGUAUUGCGAGAGCAAUUGGCGUUAAAAGUGGAUUUAAAGGAAGAAAGAGUAGAGCGCGAAACCAAUUGA